Molecule: messenger RNA, 1437 nt
Organism: Teleopsis dalmanni
Lineage: Eukaryota; Metazoa; Arthropoda; Insecta; Diptera; Diopsidae
Product: G-protein coupled receptor Mth2-like
Exons: 6
Coding region: 87-1388 (433 amino acids)
Biological process (GO): G protein-coupled receptor signaling pathway; cell surface receptor signaling pathway
Cellular component (GO): membrane
Molecular function (GO): G protein-coupled receptor activity
Source: RefSeq, a predicted model, not a curated record
CAUUGCUCACAUUUCGUUACGUUCAGUUCAGGGAAAGUAAACGCGCGGCGUAUCUCGACCGAUACUGUUGGUGCUGCACUCCAAAAAUGUUUAAAAUGAAGCGAACUCCAGUCCACAUAAAUAGACUUCUACUUUUAGGUUGCGCAUAUCUAAUCUUUCUUUUGCCAUUGACUUUAGCACGAAUACCAAAUUGUGAGUUCCACGAUACUGUCAAUAUAACUGGUAGUUUACGCUACAACAACGGUUCCUAUUUGCAUGAUGGUGUGAUAAUACCACCUAAACUCAUCGGCGAAUAUGAUUAUGAGGUGCUCUAUGACGGUCUUGAAUUGACUGUGGGGAAACAUGUACGCGGUUGUAUCUGUAAACUAAAACCUUGCGUUAAAUUGUGUUGUCGCCCAAAACAAAUUAAAAAAGAAAACUUAAGAGAAUGUGAAAUUGAUGCUAAAACAGAACUUGAACUGUCACCUUACGUGAAUAUAACUUUCAGCAAUGGUACGGAGCAGAGCAUACAUGUAUUAGAGGAAUUUUAUGUUCAGCAUGGAAUACCCUGUUAUGACGCUUACAAGUUGACACCAGAUAGCGAGGAGGACGAUGAAUGGAAACUCUUCGAGAAUGGCACAUUGAUGCGUUUGUUUGACAAUGCCUUAAUGACAAAACGUGAUUAUUGCUUAACACCACAUGAAGUAAGUGGUGUAUAUUUGCUUACUCCAAUGAAUUGUCCAAACUAUGAAGAGCAGUCAAAUAAUCACUUCGCUAACAAUCUUGCAAUGUUAAUAUCUAUACCCUUUUUGGUGUUGACAAUCUUUGUGUAUGUCUUCAUACCGAAAUUGAGGAAUUUGCAUGGAAAAUGCCUUAUUUGCUACUUAUUUUCUUUAACGGUUGGUUAUAGUGUCCUGGUAACCAAUAACUAUUUCAGCAAACAAUAUAAUGAUUUCACUUGCAGUUUUGUAGGAUUCAUGGCUUAUUUCUUUUUUAUCGCGGCAUUUUUAUGGUUAAGUGUGAUAAGUUUUGAUCUCUGGCAUAAUUUCCGAGGCACCAGUUGCAAUGUUAACCGUUAUAUGCAAAACAAACGUUUUGUUAUUUAUUCUCUCUAUGCAUGGGGAAUUGCUGGGAUUCUCACUUUCGCAACCAUACAGGGUCAACUAUCAAGUAUCGAUAAUCAUAUUAAACCCGGAAUUGGCGACGAAUAUUGUUGGCUUAAAACCGAUGAUUGGUCAGCUAUGAUAUAUUUCUAUGGGCCGAUAAUGUUACUAAUUUUAUUUAAUGUGAUUAUGUUUAUACUGACUGCUACAAAAAUUUAUCAAGUUAAAAGGGACUUGGAGCGUAUUGUGGCUCGUGAAAAUGAUCAGAGGUGUUUGCGGUCAGAGAAAGAAAAGUAUGUUCCUUAAGGAAAUUAAUUUAAAGUGGACAUUAAUUAUAUUAAGUCAGGGUGAUUUU